UGUAAAAGUAUCGUACGGUCCAGUAGUAAAAGUUCUCUUCAACUGGCCGAAGGUACUACAUUGCUAUGGUACAUUUACAAUACAUUUAACAUUGCUUCUUGAGUGAGUUAUGGCUGCAUUGACUGAAUUGCAGGCUGAGUUGUUGGCUGCGUUACUGAAUAGUGGCAUUAGCAGUGAUGCGGUUGUACACGCUAUAAAAGCUCUUGAGAAACAGAUGAAACCAGAAUUUCAAGGCAAACUUGAGAAAAUGUCUCCAAGUGAAAGUAACGAACAAAGUCAAAUUUUCUCGGAGAUUUCUGGUACGGUUGGUCAAAAUGUCGCACCGUCGGUUCCCGAGCUAGAAACCAAUGGCUUGUCCAUUGCACAGCAACUCGUAAGACUCGAUCCUUGGCAAAGUGCAAAGAUAAUAAAACAGUACAUGAAACAGCAUAACAUUACUCAGCGCGAGGCGGUCGAAGCAACACGUUUGAACCAGAGCCAUCUUUCGCAGCAUCUCAACAAGGGUAUUCCAAUGAAAACGCAAAAAAGAUUUACGCUUUACAUAUGGUUUGAGGCAAAGCACAAGGAAAUUGCUGCACAAUAUAAUAGAAUGUUGACGAAAAGACAAACAGAUCCCGAUCUGAGUCCAACGGGCUCCACUAUGCCCUACAAGCGUUCACGAAGAAAUCGUUUCAAGUGGGGUCAAGCGUCUAAGGAAAUUCUUUACCAGGCUUAUGAUUUGGAACGUAAUCCAUUCAAAGAGGAAAGGGAGUUGUUAGCGAAAGCAUGCAACCAGGCUGAAUGCGACCAACGAGGCAUACCAUCUGAGAAAGUCGAUAACCUGGGACCAGAUCUUGUCAACGAGAGCCGUGUCUAUCAUUGGUUUGCGAAUCGUAGGAAGGAAGAAGCUUUCAAAGUAAAACUUGCAAUGGAUGCUGGAACAUAUCCUGUUGUCGGUGGAAAUGUGAUGGAACAAACAUCGCCCGAUAGUAAUAAGACCACCCUUGUCACAUCCAAUCAGAAAUCAGUCUUACCCAAGCCUUCGCUUUUGCCGGCAUUGAGCACACACUUGCUCCCCAAGUUAAUUGAUGUGACGACCCUGGAUUGUGAUACCAGUGGACGAACUUCAAAUCCUGCGGCAACUACAUCACUCAGUCAACUGUUACCAUCCGCUCCGCUUGCUCGACUUCCUACAAUGUCCUUGAUGAAAUACGAACCUAGUCCUCCUACUAUGACCCAGGCGCAUACAGUCACCCAUGCUAACGAAACAGCUCCCGCAUUAAUGCAGCAUCCUAUAUCUGUGGCAAUUGGUGCUUUACCUCAUCAAAUACUUACACCAGCACAACUUCAGGUCAUUACUGAAUUAGUGCCAGGCCAAAUGUUACCAGUUUCGCAUACUCCAGGGAUCGUCACUCAUUCUGGUGAACUGGGUACAAGCGGGGCAGUUCCAGUAUCCUAUGUUCCCAACCUAAUGGUUCCAAGUCACAUUGGCACGCAAUCUCAACCAUACACGGUGUGACGCUAAUGCCAAUGACCAGCGGUGUACCGCAGGUACAAUUUGCUAUGUCUUCACCAUCAGUUGUAUCUUCUGCGUCGAAUACAAUCACAACAAUAUCCACACCUUUGUUACUCUCCACUGAUGGCAGUGUUUCAACUACCGCUGAACCCAAUGUUUUACCAUCUCUUGGCUCAGGUCAUUUACAGCGUUCUUUACCACCAAUAUCAACGGUGAAAGAAGCUUUUGUGAAAAAUGAAAACACUAUUACGUCACAAUCUACUUUGCAACUUUCAAAUUCACCACUAAUGGGAGCAUCAACUUGUGUUCAAUCCCAAAAUUUAACAUAUUCUACAGCAAUGGCGAAACAGGAUCAAUUAUCAGCUUGUCUCCAGUCUUCUGGGGUAGUUUCUGGUAAUGUACCAAGUACUGCAUGUUCUUCUACGUUAGACGGUGCUCCUGAGACAUCUGCACAAGUUGCGCACGCAAAUGAUGAGAUGAAUUGUGGGAGAAUCCAAAUAUCCAAUGUGAUGUCACAUAGCAACAAGACGUCGAGUUCUGAGUCUAUCCUAAACAACAGUGAUACACUUGUUGUGGAAAUGAAACCAGUUGGUGGGACGUUACCCUUGAAUAAA
Molecule: messenger RNA, 2109 nt
Organism: Xenia sp. Carnegie-2017
Lineage: Eukaryota; Metazoa; Cnidaria; Anthozoa; Malacalcyonacea; Xeniidae
Product: hepatocyte nuclear factor 1-alpha-like
Exons: 6
Coding region: 110-1498 (462 amino acids)
Biological process (GO): positive regulation of DNA-templated transcription; pancreas development; liver development
Cellular component (GO): nucleus
Molecular function (GO): DNA-binding transcription factor activity, RNA polymerase II-specific; RNA polymerase II cis-regulatory region sequence-specific DNA binding
Source: RefSeq, a predicted model, not a curated record